This is a messenger RNA of Linum tenue, 2120 nucleotides long. Lineage: Eukaryota; Viridiplantae; Streptophyta; Magnoliopsida; Malpighiales; Linaceae. The record is from the annotation of a GenBank genome assembly.
GCAAUAUUCCACACGAAACCAACAACCUCGAGCUAGUUCGCCGUUUCUUCCCACUUUCCCCUCCGGCUCCCGCAUUCCGCCCGCUACGGUAGACCAGUGAUCCCAUUUCUGCUCACACCAUAAAAACCCCACACAGAGAGGCGUGGAAGAGAGGAAAGGAGAAAACCCCAUCUUCCAUUUUGCGCUGCUCUUGUUCUUCUUCCUUCGUGAAGAGUGUGAUUGACUGUAAUAUACGGUCUUUUGGCUCGAAUCGCCGACUCCUCCCUGGAGGUUUUGUGAUCUGUCGAUUUUCGGAGGUCCCCGGGAGAUUCGAAGGGUUUGGUAUAUAUACACGUCGGAGGUUCGUUCAAUCGAGGGAGGAUGGAAGCAGCAGCUACGGCUUCUGUGGUCGUCCAAUCGUCCGGCGUCGGGUACUCGACGCAGUCGGCUUAUGUCGGUCGAUUAGGGUUUCUCUCCGCAAGUGGACCUGAUUUCGUGCGGGUAUCUUCUUCCUCUGCCAGGCAAUUCUCCUCUGGAUUAGGCUUCAAGUCUGGGCGGAGAAGAGUAUCCUUGACAAGUAGAAGAUGCUCCAUCGUUAGGGCAUCCACAUCUUCAUCAUCUCCUCAGCCAGACUCCACGGAUGGAUCGAUUUCGUCAAUCGCUCCCCUGCAGUUGGAGUCUCCAGUGGGACAGUUUCUAUCUCAGAUCCUACUCAGUCAUCCUCAUCUUGUGCCAGCAGCAGUGGAGCAGCAGUUGGAGCAGCUUCAGACUGACCAUGACUCAGAGAAGCAGAACGAUGAUCCUUCUGCUGCGGGUACAGACUUGGUGUUGUACAGGAGAAUUGCCGAGGUGAAGGCCAAUGAAAGGAGAAAGACACUGGAAGAGAUCUUGUAUGCAUUAAUCGUGCAGAAAUUUAUGGAUGCGAAUGUCUCCCUGGUGCCAACUCUGGCCCCACCUUCUUCAGACCCAUCUGGCCAGGUUGAUUCGUGGCCAACCGAAGAGGAGAAGAAGCUCCAGCAGCUUCACUCUGACGAGGCCUACGAGAUGAUCCAGAACCACCUCUCCCUCAUACUCGGGAAUCGGUUAGGAGAGUCAUCAGCUGUUGCCGAGAUAAGCAAGCUUCGCGUGGGCCAGGUCUAUGCAGCUUCUGUGAUGUACGGCUACUUCCUGAAGCGUGUAGACCAAAGGUUCCAGCUUGAGAAGACGAUGAAAGUUCUUCUAAAUCAUCAGCAAGACGCGUUGGAGCAUGAUGUGAAGACCAGUGGCACAGAUGGUUCGUACGAGGCUGUGGAGUCCCACCCAGAAGCAGCGCCAUCUGGUUGGGCUGGUGGGAUCAGUCCCGGUGGGUUUGGCUCCGGGAUCAAGCCCUCUCGGCUGAGGAGCUACGUGAUGGGCUUUGAUGGCGAGACGCUUCAGAGCUACGCGACAAUCAGGUCGAAGGAGGCUGUCACCCUCAUCGAGAAGCACACCGAGGCACUGUUUGGAAGACCGGAAAUCAUGAUAACUCCUGAAGGCACCACCGAUACGUCAAAAGACGAAGUCGUCAAGAUUAGCUUUGCUGGUUUGAAGAGGCUUGUGCUGGAGGCCGUGACUUUCGGUUCUUUCCUGUGGGAUGCUGAAGGGUAUGUAGAUUCCAGGUACCGUUUGGUUAUGAAUUAAGUAGUGUCAAGUGCGGUGGAAGGAAGAACCUGUUGUGGUGAAAGGCUUGGCUGACCAUAUGUGAACGUGCUGCGACAGACGAGUGUAAAUCUGGUAGUGUGUACCGUUUGGACGUGGGAACUGAUUAGUUAUGGUGUAAAUAAGUCAUGAAACUUCUUCUGUUCUCUCUAGCCUUUUUAGUUGUCUUUUCCCUUGUUUAGUCUGAGAGGAUGAUAAGUAGUGUACCUUAGGCAUGUUAAGGAAUUCAAAGGUCUCGUUUGGGAUUCUAGAUUUUAGAUUUAAUGGUUUUAUGGAAACACCAGAUUUCUUUUUGUUUUCUUUGGUAGAAAAUGAAGUACCAGAAUUCGGUUUGCUGAUACUGAUAUUGAGCAUUUCUGCGAAGUGUGAAGCAGGAGUCAGGGAAAUGCAAACGAUACAUGAAUGUUUAUUAACUGGUUUAUUACUAAAUCAAUAUAAUACAUGUCUCUGAAUUUCCAACGGAA